GAUGAAGGUUCUGGCCCUCAUCCUCCUCUGCGUGCUCAUUGCAGAGAAUGAAGCCAAAAGAUUUGGGAAAUGUGAACUCGCCAAGUUACUAAAACAGUAUGGGAUGGAUGGACAUUAUGGCUACAGCCUGGGCAACUGGGUAUGCUUGGCUUAUUAUGAAAGUGGGUACAACAGCAGAGCUGUGGGGUGACCAAAUUCGGAUGGCAGCCGUGACUAUGGGAUUUUUCAAAUAAACAGCCGCUGGUGGUGCUCCAACGGAAAGGGCAAAACAUCUAAUGCCUGCAGAACCUCUUGCAGUGCUUUCACAAAUGAUGACAUCAGAGAUGAUAUUAGGUGUGCGAAAAGAAUAGUCCGUGACCCCAACAGGAUGGGUGCCUGGGUUGCUUGGAGGGUCCAUUGCAAAGGAAAAAAUCUCUCAAGAUGGAAUAGUGGUUGCAAACUCUGA
Messenger RNA from Elgaria multicarinata webbii, 445 nucleotides. Its product is annotated as lysozyme C, milk isozyme-like. NCBI's taxonomy places the organism in Eukaryota, Metazoa, Chordata, Lepidosauria, Squamata, Anguidae. Gene Ontology annotation, molecular function: lysozyme activity. The transcript is spliced from 4 exons. The record is from RefSeq and is a predicted model, not a curated record.